AUGAAAUGUGAUUUUUGUGAAGAGACUACUCCUUUAAUUGGUAAUAAUGUAUAUGUUAUAAAGGUAGAAAUCAUGCGACAUUCUUUGUUCUUGAAAUACUCUCAAUCAUAGAAUUACCAUUACACUAAGGGCAUCACAGAGAUCUUACAUAAUUACCGUACAGCAAACAAUAUACUUUACAAGGAUGUGAUCAUGUAUGACACACCUGAAGAAUUAUUAUGUAAAAUAUAUAAAUGUGACAUAAUGUAUGAAAAAUUGCAAAUGUUGGGUGAGUAUUAUAAAGUACUGUUUUCAUUGUUAUUCAAUAGUUCCAUAAUGAUAUCCCUCGUUUAUUCAUGUUACCAGCCAUAAUUCCUUUGAAUUAUUACCAUGAUAAGAAGAGAAGAUUGGAAUACUUUCGGAUUGCCAAGUUGAUAGCUCAAGAGAACAAGAAUAAUCCAGACAAACCACCCAAAGGAAUAGUAGGAGAUUCACCAAUGCCGUAAUCCAGCCAAUAAGUCACUGCUUAAGAUCCAAGCUCCUCAGACGAAGUAAGACAGAACACCCUGAACUUAGCCGAUGUCUAAAUGUGAGAAGAUCCUUGAUGGUAUCAGCAUCAUUGAGCCCAAACCACAAUUCGUGAACUUCAAGUAAUAGCUCCAGCAAUAUAAACUUAUGUAAUCUACCAAUCCGAAUUUUAAAUACGAAAACUACAAACCACCUCUUAAAGAAUAAUAGAUUUAAUAAAAGAAACCACUUCUAUAACAUCGCAAAUCAAGUAUAACAAGUAUACUUAAUAUGCUCAAGACAUCUAUUCCAAAAGUAGUUGCAAAAAAGAAAAAUCAAUCAUAAAAAUCUGAUUAAUUGCAUAUUGUAAUCUAUUUCAGUCUUUUAAUUUAGACUCCUCGUGAAGUUGAAUUUAAAUCUCCAAAUAAUCAUACAUUGUUGUUACCAAAUCAAUAAAGAAUUGCUACUCUUCUUAAAUCACCUAAAUGUAUUACUCCAAGAGCUCCUUAACAAAGUCCACAUCAUCCAAAAAAAGUGUAAUAAUUAGAAUUAAAAGUCAUGUCUGAUUUGUAGACACUUUUAGCGAAAAAAUUAAUUAGAGAUUCUAAACAGUGUUGUACUGUUCAUUAUGAUAGUCUAUCUCUAGCUUAAGAUCCUCGUAGUCUUACUUAGAGAUAUGAAAUAACAAAUCGUCUUAAGGGAUAAUCAUCAAGAAAAAAAUUGAAUAUUAAAGAAUUGAAUUAAUUUAGAAGAGUAAAAAUUCAAGAGCCUCUAUCUAAUAGAGAACCAAACAGAAAAAUCAAUAUAAAAUCAAAAUCAAAUGAUAAACCAUUAUAAAUUAAUACAAGUGGAGAAUAAAAACUUGUAUAUUAUUAAUAAACUCAUUCUGCAAGAUAAGUGACUAAUUCACAAUAAUCAACAAUGUUAAAAUAGAGUAGUGGAUAAUCAUCUUCUUAAUAAAUGCAUCAUCAAAAAUCAGCUACGACAAAAGCAAUAGGAAAAUCUAUGAAGUAGACAAACACUUUCGAUUCUCAACUGUAUAAGGUAGCACUUAAUUUGGCAGUCAAAUCAGUUAGGAGUAGAAAAUAAUGA
This is a messenger RNA of Paramecium pentaurelia, 1578 nucleotides long. The record is from the annotation of a GenBank genome assembly. NCBI's taxonomy places the organism in Eukaryota, Ciliophora, Oligohymenophorea, Peniculida, Parameciidae.